UGAGUUGUCCCAAAAGUUUCUUUUGCUUUGUAAGUAAAUAAUGAGUGCAUAAUAUUUUAUAUUUUAUACCAUGUCAUUGAGCUAUGUACAAUUCAUUCUUCACAUAAUAUCAUUUUCCCAGAAUUUUUGGGAUUUCCUAGCAAGAUAUCGUUUUAGAUGCAUUUUUAGGUCAUUUAUUGAACUGAAUCUUUUAUCGUGAAAACAAUUUUUUAACGGAACGAAUGAAUAAUAAUAAUCACGCGGAGCCACAUCCGGAGAUUAUGGAAAAUGAGAUAGAACAACCCAAUCAAAUGAUAAUAAUUUGUUUCUAACGGUUAAAGAUAUAUGGGUCCUGACGUUAUUGCAGUAGAAUACGACGUCUGUUCGUUAACUCUGGCCAUUAGAAACAACUUAUUAAAUUUGAUUGCGAUGUCUUACCUCCUCCGUACUCUCCGGAUAUUCCACCGUGAUUAUUGUUUAUUCUUCUUGUUAAAAAAUUCUCUUCGCGGUAAAAGAAUCAGUUCAAUAGAUGAUAUUAAAAUACCUAAAACAAUAUUUUUCUAGCAAAUCCCGGAAGUUUUGGAAAAAUAGUAUUAUGUAUAUUAGAGAGAUGGAGAAAAGUAAUAGAUCAUAAUGGGUCGUACGUAACUCAAUAAUUUGAUAUAAAAUAAAAUAUUGUACAUCUAUUAUUUAUUAAUAAAAAGAGAGAAUCUUUUGGGACAACCUAAUGUAAUAUUGAUAGUGAUAACAUUUAUUAAUAAUUAGCAGGAAAAAGCUCUUUGUUAGAUACAGUAAUUAAUAAAAACAAUGAAAAAAUAUAAAGAAUCGUCGAUUUAUAAAAGUGAUCGUGAUAGAAAUGUUUUAAACGAAGUUACGCAUGCAGCACUUCAGAUGCAAUGAACUCCAGAAUGCAAGGUCAAACGGGACUGGACACGCUUCCCGUAGCAAGAAAGUUGUACGGCCCUGUAAUAAAGAGUUAAUCGGCAGUCGCCGUCAAGAAUUCGUUGGGAUCGCAUAUCGUUUCUAUUGCGUUCGCCGUUAGAUAAAGCGUGCGUUGGAAACAUAAUGCUUCUUCUGCUAAAUAAAGUGAAUUCAACGAACUACGUGAAAAAUUCUUUUUUCAUCGCAACAUCUAACUAUAUGCAACCAAUGAAUCAUAGUGAAUAAUGUACAUCUUCUUUGUUACCUUCUUGAUGUAUUCUUCAUCAACUAGUGCAAUCUCCUUAUUGCGUAUAAAAUUUUCAUAUUAGAUGAAUCUAAAAUUGUGAAAAAUUACAGUCAACUGAACGUGUCCUAAAAAUUAUUUACUAAUUAGUAAUAAUUGCUAAACACUUUAAAUUAGUAUUUACUCACAAUAACAUUGUGUCUUUAAAAUCAGCUAUUACAAAAUAGUUUGAAGUUUUAAUUUUUGAAAGUGUGAACAUAUGUAUAUAUAUUAUGAUGUAACAUUGCUGGAAGUAUAUGUAUAUAUAUAUAUUUAGUAUUCCCCUCGAUGGAAUUUUGAUUAUGUGAAACUAAGUGAUCAUUUAUAUUUAUUUUGUGGAGGAAAACAUCCAUUUCAUAAGCAGCAAAUAGCUGAAGCAUUUUGAGCUAUAAUCAUCAUUUGUGAUUGUGCGCUGUAUAUGUGAUAACAGAUGAUAACAUAGUGCAACCUGCGUAAAUAUCCAUUUUCGUGGGUCAAAUUCCAGUGGUUUAUCUGGACGAUUAGUUUAAAUACAUAUUUAACAGUCGUCGGAUGUAAGAAAUCAAGAUGCAAGUGCAUCAUAAUAAUGCAAUCGUUAAUCCAUCAGCGAGAAUGAUCGGCGAAGAAGAAUGCACCGUUCAACUGACAAUGGGGGAGGACCAGAAAUUUUUGAAUUCAAAUUCUCAGUCGGUUACCAAGAUGCACAUCGAGUUUGACAAUCUCUCGUAUUCCAUCUGCUCUGGUAAAGAAAAAUCAAAAAGAAUAUUAGAGGAUAUAACAGGAUGUUUCCGACCUGAGAGAUUAACGGCGAUUAUCGGUCCUUCCGGUGCUGGGAAAACGACGUUGCUUCGUAUUAUAUGUAACCUGAAAAGUACAAAUGUUAAAGGAUCGAUCACAGUUAACGGUAAAGAAUGGAAUGGCAGAGCUUUCCGAAAACAUACAUGUUUCUUACCGCAAGAAUUUCCUUUACAACCUCUUCUUACUGCCAGAGAAACGCUCUACAUUGCAGCACGUUUAAAGGUUCAUGGUAUUCGUGAACUGCGCUCCUUCAAUUUGAUUGUAACGGAAAUAGCAGAAAAUUUGAAUUUGACAAGCUGCUUAGACACUCUAGUAAAGAAUCUAAGUGGUGGAGAACGGAAAAGAUUAUCAAUUGGUUUAGAAAUAAUCACAAAACCAUCUGUCUUAUUACUCGACGAACCAACCAGUGGACUUGAUAGUACAUCUUCGAAUCAGGUAAUUGCACUGUUGCAUAAAAUAGCAAAAGGAGGUUGCACAGUCGUUUGUGCGAUUCAUCAACCCAGUAGUCGUAUGAUAUCGCAAUUUGACGAUUUACUGGUUAUACAUAACGGGACGUCGUUUUAUUGCGGAGCUUGGAACAACGUUUUCUGCACGUUUAGUGAAGCAGGAUAUGUGUGUCCUCAGUUUUAUAAUAUAUCCGAAUUUGUUGUAGAAGUUGUAACUGGGGAAAGAAGUGGCGAUUUAAAUAAUCUACAGGAACUUAGUCGAGAUAAAUACUUAAAAUGGAAGAAACACUUCCAACAUCCUAUUAGGGGAAUAAAUGUUAAAGUUGCCGCAAAAUUGGAUAAUAGUACCGACAUAUCGAAGCUAUCGUCUAUAUGGCAAGAACAGAAGAUUUUAUUAUUAAAAGCACUAAUUUGUAUUAAACGAGACAAUACUUUGACAAAACUGAGAUUCGCAGCUCACGUUGUAGUAGCUUUUUUACUAGGCAUAGUAUUUUACGAUUCAGGAACUAAUGCUAGUAGGGUUCACAGCAAUAUAGCUUGUGUAUUUUUUAUUCUGCUGUUUUUAUAUUUCGCGAAUUCCAUGCCGGCUGUGCAGAUAUUUCCUAUAGAAGCUGCAGUUUUUAUACGAGAGUACUUAAAUAAUUGGUAUCAUUUAAGGUCUUACUUUUCUGUAAAAGUAUUGUCAGAUUUGCCAUUACAAAUUCUUACACCUUCGGUAUUUAUUUCAAUUGCAUACUAUAUGACUGGUCAACCGAUGCAAUGCGAUAGAUUUUUACGUACGUGGUUAAUUUGUAUUUUAACAACAAUUCUUGGACAAUCAUCAGGAAUGCUUGUUGGGGCUGCAUUCGAUACGCAUAUGGGAAUUUUCUUGAUUCCUGCACUCAAUAUGCCAAUGAUAUUAUUUGCCGGCUUUUUCCUAAAAUUUACGGAAGUGCCAUCAUUUCUCCAACCUUUAUGUUCCACUAGUUUCUUUAGGUAUGGAUUUGAAGGUAUGUUGCAAGCAAUUUACGAUGGAAACAGAGAAAAUUUACGGUGUGAUGAAAUCUAUUGUCCAUUACGUUCACCUAAAAAGAUUUUAGAAGAAAUAGAUAUGCCCGCAAUUUCCUAUUACAUGACUGUAUUAGGUUUAUCUGUUUGGAUAGUGUGUUUACAACUCUUGACAUACUUGGUACUUAAAUGGAAAGCACAUAAAGCCAAAAGAUGAUGUGCUUAAAUGUAUCUAUACAUACUUUUCAUAUGAUAUCGAGUUAAUUAAUAUUUUUAUCACAAGAUAUUAUUAAUACUUAUAUUGAUAUUUUUGUAAAUUUUGUCAUUGUGAUAUUUGUAUACAAUUAAUAAUAUUAUAUAACUGGUUAUAUAAUUAUAUUAUAACUAUUAUGUAACUAUUAUAAUAUAUAAAUGGUAAUACUUAUUCUUUAUUUAAGGCAUAUUUACAUACGUUCCAUUACAGCUCGUAAGUCAAGCAAUUUAUAAAAAUUUUCGAAUAUUACACGUGUUGCGAUAACAUUUAUCGGAUUUUAUAUAAAUAGAUAAGAGUACUAAAUCUUUUUUUAUAAUACACUAAAUGCUUCUAUUUUUUCACCUAAUUAUACUUUCAAGAUCUAAGAUACGGAUUUUCUUAUCAAGAUAAAUAUUUUCCACUAUCUAUGUAUGUUCAUAUUACAAAUAUCGAACACUUUUAUACUCGAUCAAGAAAUAUUCAUUCGUAGAAGUAUUAUAUCUGAGGAUUAUCCAAGGGUUAUCAUAAGUUUAAUAAAUGUACUCUAUUAGAAAUA
Messenger RNA from Bombus terrestris (buff-tailed bumblebee), 4181 nucleotides. RefSeq names its product ATP-binding cassette subfamily G member 4. Gene Ontology annotation, cellular component: plasma membrane. Gene Ontology annotation, molecular function: ATP binding; ABC-type transporter activity; ATP hydrolysis activity. The transcript has 11 exons. The record is from RefSeq and is a predicted model, not a curated record. Lineage: Eukaryota; Metazoa; Arthropoda; Insecta; Hymenoptera; Apidae. The coding region runs from base 1730 to 3610 and encodes 626 amino acids.